This is a messenger RNA of Trichomonas vaginalis G3, 687 nucleotides long. Its product is annotated as protein ubiquitination. The transcript has a single exon. The coding region runs from base 1 to 687 and encodes 228 amino acids. Lineage: Eukaryota; Parabasalia; Trichomonadida; Trichomonadidae. The record is from RefSeq and is a predicted model, not a curated record.
AUGUCACUUUAUUUGAUUGAUGUUAUUUCACAAAUUCGUGUUAAAGAUAUUAAAUUAUUAUCAGAACUUUACCAAAAGAUAUUAAACGAAUUCUCAUGCAUCAUCAAACCAGAAAAUGAGAAAUUAGCAAUGUUAUUAUAUUGCAAAUGCUCCGAAUUUGAAUAUCCAAUAGAAUCUCCAUUAUACUAUAUUUUAUGUGAUAAAGUUGAUGAACUUAAAUCUCAAUUCCCAAAUCUUGAUAUUAAUAAAAGAAUUAAAGAUAUCACACCACUUGACUGCGCAAUUAAAUACGGAUCAGAAUUGUGUUUCAAUUACUUGAAAAAUUUAGGAGCUAAAUACACAGAUAACUCCGAAAAAUAUGCUGUUCAAGGCGGAAAUAAUAGCAUUUUUAUGCAAAUGAUAGAAGAAGGUAAAUCAUUUGGUGACAUGAUUAAUACAGCAUUGGAUUAUAGAAACUAUGAAAUUGCUGAGUACCUUAAAUCAAAUUUAGGACAAUUUCCUAAUUCAAUAACCGAAUGUAUGCAUUUCGGAAAUUUUGAUGUUGCAUCUUAUUUAAUUACUAAUGGAGAAGAUAUUAACAAACUUUAUAAUCUUUUUAUUUUCAUUAUUAUCAUUGUUUUAUGGCAUUCUCUUCCUUUUCAUAUUUAUCGUUGUUUUAUGGCAUUCUAUUUCUUUUCAUAUUUAUAA